Molecule: messenger RNA, 1484 nt
Organism: Drosophila bipectinata
Lineage: Eukaryota; Metazoa; Arthropoda; Insecta; Diptera; Drosophilidae
Source: RefSeq, a predicted model, not a curated record
AAGAACUUUACCAAAAUAAAAUAAAAUCUGAAUAUACAAGGAAGUGGAUGCAGUUACUGGAGGGCUACAUAUCCAGAGCUCAUGUCCAUGGGUUCUAUUUAAUUUUUCUGCCCACCAUGCGUCGACGAAUGAGAAUCCUCUGGUCUUUGGCCUUGGCGUGUGCCUUUUCCGUGCUGAUUUAUGUGAGCUACUUACUGGGCGAGCGUUACCACAACAAGCCCUUCCAGACCAUAGUGGCCCACUCCCAUGCCUCCAUAGAUCACAUCGCCUUUCCCGUGGUCAUUAUUUGCAACAAGAACCGCUUGAACUGGUCCCGGCUGCCGGAGAUCAAGAAACUCUACAAGGUUACGCCGGAUAAGGAGAAACUCUUCGAGAAAAUCCUCACCGCCUACGAUGGCUUGAGUUUCCAGCAAUUCAAUGUCUUUGACUCCCUUAUAGGGCAAGAUCUGGAGGGUAUGAAUAUUUAUAAUUUCACAGAGAUUGCGGCCGAGAUGUCCUGGAAGUGUAAUGAAAUCCUGGCGAACUGCAUCUGGCAGUCACGAAGCCGGGACUGUUGCCAGUUGUUUCGACCUCGUCGCCUGCCUUUGGGACACUGUUUGGCCUUCAAUGAGCUGGAGCAGCGAAAGGGCACGGGUACGGGACUCAAUACGGGUAUUUUACUACGUCUAUUACUCCGCGAAGAGGACCAUGCUCCGGGGAACUUGAAUCCCAAGGGAUUUUUGUUAACCGUUGUGGAGGCCUCUGUGUGGUUUGGUUUCCCCAUCGAUAUAGUGCCACAUAUCCGUACCAACGUGGCCGUCACCGCCGUAUAUCAUUAUUUUGACGAGACUACAUUGAGCCUGCCCUCCAGCCUGCGGCGCUGUGUGAUGGACUACGAGGUUGACAGCGAGCAUUUCCAGACCCUGGAGGGCCAGAAGUACAUGUUGGAGAACUGCCUGGCCGAGUGCCAGCAGCGGUACCUUCUGCGUUACUGCAACUGCACCGUGGACCUCUUCUAUCCGCCCUCAAACUACUCCGCCUGCCGGGCCACCGAUCUUCCCUGCUUGGCGGCCCACAAUCAUUUGUUGCAGAACUUUGAGCAGUCGGGGGAGCAUCCCUACGUCCACCGCGAUCACUCUGGGCUACUCUGCGACUGCCUGCACAAUUGUAAGUCCUUAACCCUGGUCACGGAUAUGCGCAAAAGUGUCCAGAGCCCGUGGAUUCCAAGUAACUCCACCCGGGAGAUGGGAAUGUGGCUGAAUGUCUACUUUAAAAAGCCCUCCAUGCUAGUCUACAAAACCAAUUUGCUUUACACCUGGGUGGAUUUAAUAGUUUCCUUUGGCGGCAUCUGUCAGCUAUGUUUGGGUUGUUCCAUUAUCAGUAUAAUUGAAUUUAUGUAUUUUUCAUUCUACAAAAUCCCCAAAUUUUAUUGGCAUUCAUAUAUACUAAAAAUGAAAUAUCAACGCAAUAAUAUUAACUUAAAAAACCGGUCAAUUUUAAAAUAG